AUGGCGACCGCGGCGCUGACAGACCGGGCCCAGGGCCUGAUGGCCUUUGAGGAUGUGGCCGUGUACUUCUCCCAGGAGGAGUGGGAGCUCCUGGACGCAGCCCAGCGGGCCUUGUACUGCCAUGUGAUGUUAGAGAACUUCGCGCUUGUGUCCUCGCUGGGACUCUCUGCCUCACGACCCCGGGUGGUCCUGCAGCUUGAGCGUGGCGAGGAGCCCUGGGUUCUCAGUGGGACAGUUGUGACACCAGCCAGGAAUGCUCAGAGAAAGCCCAGCCCUGGUCCCUGUCAUCUGGCAUAUGACAAGGUUGUUCCUGAAGCAGCUUUGCCAGUGACCUUCCAGAAUGGCUCCCUUCCAGCACCUACCUUCACAGGCACCUGCGAACGUGGGAAAAGCUCAGUGGGUUGGCAGGGCACCUCCCUCUCUCAGGAGAAAAAGUCCACAGGCGUGUCGGUAAUAUAUUGGGAAAGGCUCCUACUGGGUCCUGGCAGCGGGGAAGCCAAUGUCAGUCUGCGGUUAACCUCUCCACUGAGGACUCCUGAGGAUAGCCCGCCUAGGGAGAAAGCCCUCAUGAACCGCCCCAUGCCAGACAAGCAGCCGAGGCCAUAUGGGGGCCAGAAGCCAUUUGGGCAGGAUGGCUCUGGAAGAGGCUGCCCCAAAAUUCCAGAAUUUGAGGCUAGUCUCACCUCUGGGGAAAGAGAAAAGGGUGGAACUAGCCUCAAGCCUCAUGGACUCCCUGCUAGCCAAGAACCCCCUACCUGGGAUCAGCUGGGCAAGGCCCUCCACACAGGCCCCAGCUUCCUCUCCGGGGAGAAGCCCUUCGAAUGCAGGGCGUGCACUAAAGUGUUUCUGAAGAGCUCCGACCUGCUCAAGCACCUGCGCACCCACACUGGAGAGCGGCCGUACGAAUGCUCUCAGUGUGGCAAGGCCUUCAGCCAGACAUCACACCUGACGCAGCACCAGCGCAUCCACAGCGGUGAGACACCCUAUGCGUGCCCGGCCUGUGGCAAGGCCUUCAGGCAUAGCUCCUCGCUGGUGCGGCACCAGCGCAUACACACCGCUGAGAAGUCCUUCCGCUGCAGCGAGUGCGGCAAGGCCUUCAGCCACGGCUCCAACCUCAGCCAGCACCGCAAGAUCCACGCGGGCGGGCGGCCCUACGCAUGUGCUCAGUGUGGCCGCCGUUUCUGCCGCAACUCGCACCUGAUCCAGCACGAGCGCACGCACACGGGUGAGAAGCCUUACACCUGUGCCCUUUGUGGUGCCGCCUUCAGCCAGGGUUCCUCCCUCUUCAAGCACCAGCGCGUGCACACGGGUGAGAAGCCCUUCGCCUGCACACAGUGUGGCCGCGCCUUCAGCCACAGCUCUAACCUCACGCAGCACCAGCUGCUGCACACUGGGGAGCGGCCCUUCCGCUGCGGGGACUGUGGCAAGGCUUUCGCCAAGGGCGCAGUGUUGCUCAGCCACCGACGCAUCCACACGGGUGAGAAGCCCUUUGUGUGCGCACACUGUGGCCGUGCCUUCCGCGAGCGCCCGGCCCUGUUCCACCACCAGAGGAUUCACACGGGAGAGAAGCCCGUGCGGCGACCUCGGCGUGGGGCGGGCCUGUGCCCCCAGGCCAGGCCUUCUUCAGGAGCACCGUCAGAGGGCACGCUGGGCAGAGUAGCUGGGCCCACUCCCACCUCAGGCCCACCGGCAGUUUCGAAGCCUGCUGACGCCUGA
Molecule: messenger RNA, 1716 nt
Organism: Puma concolor (puma)
Lineage: Eukaryota; Metazoa; Chordata; Mammalia; Carnivora; Felidae
Biological process (GO): regulation of transcription by RNA polymerase II
Molecular function (GO): DNA-binding transcription factor activity, RNA polymerase II-specific; RNA polymerase II cis-regulatory region sequence-specific DNA binding
Source: RefSeq, a predicted model, not a curated record